CAGACAGGGUUAGACACGAGAUUCUCGUCUGAGCAGAAGAUUCACUGAAGACACAGUUUAGCCAAAGAAAACAGCAGCAGUCAUGGCACAAGCUCUGGACAUUGAACGCUGGAACCUGGAGUGUGAGUUUAACAACACCGACCAUCGUACUGAUCUCAACGGUGUAGAUCGUCUGAUCGUGAGGAGAGGACAACCCUUCACAAUCAGCCUGUAUCUUCGCUCUGCAAGCUAUCAACCAGGAGUCAGCUCUCUUGACUGUGUUGCAGAAACAGGUCCUCAGCCUUCUGAGCAGUAUGGCACCAGAGCCUCCUUCGGUCUGUCUGCCAACAUUGACACUUCCCGCUGGAGCGCCGCUGUCAUCAGCCCCCCUGGGGACAUGGUUACCCUGUCCAUCUGCUCCGCCCCUGAUGCACCUAUAGGCCGCUACACCCUGACCCUGGGGCGAUCAGGGCGGAUUGAGUUUAUCCUGCUCUUUAACCCCUGGUGCCCAGGUGAUACAGUAUACAUGGAGAAUGAGCAGAGUUUGGCAGAAUAUGUCUUGUCCCAGGAUGGAAUCAUCUUUCGAGGCAGUGCCAAACAUCCCAUACCCCUGCCCUGGAACUUUGGCCAGUUUGAAGGUGGAAUUCUUGAUGUCUGUCUGAGGAUCCUGGAUAUGAAUCCUAAAUGUCAGAGGAAUCCUGGCAAAGACUGCUCAGGGAGGAGAAAUCCCAUCUAUGUGUCCAGAGUGCUGAGUGCCAUGGUGAAUUGUAAUGACGACAGAGGGGUGUUGCUGGGAAAAUGGACAGAUGGUUAUGAAGGAGGUGUGAGCCCCAUGUUUUGGAGGGGCAGUGUGGAGAUUCUGCGCAACUGGGACACACAAGCCUGUCAGCCUGUGCGCUACGGACAGUGCUGGGUGUUCGCUGCAGUGGCCUGCUCAAUUUCCAGAGCCCUUGGCAUUCCCUGCAGAGUCGUCACCAACUACCUGUCAGCCCACGACAGCAACAGCAACCUGGUGAUUGAACGCUUCAUCAACGAAAAUGGAGAACUCAUUCAGUCCAGAGAAAUGAUCUGGAACUAUCACUGCUGGGUGGAGAGCUGGAUGACCAGGCCUGACCUUAAAUCAGAUUUUAAUGGCUGGCAGGCCAGUGACCCUACACCGCAGGAGAAAAGUGAAGGAGUGUACUGCUGUGGCCCCGUCCCUGUCAGGGCCAUCAAGGAGGGCGAGCUCAUGUUCAAGUAUGAUGCCCCAUUUGUCUUUGCUGAGGUCAACGCUGACGCCAUCACCUUCAUGAAGAAAAAAGAUGGCAGCACAUCAAGAGUCACUAACACUGUAGCCGUAGGCCAGAAAAUCAGCACAAAGAGCGUGGGCAGUGAUGCCAGAGAGGACAUCACUCAUCUCUACAAGUAUCCUGAAGGUUCUGAUGAAGAGCGGGAGGUUUUCAAGAAGGCCGACCACCAAAACAAGCUGCUCCACCAGCAGCAGAAUCAAGGCCUACACCUCGCCGUCAAGGUGACGUCAGACAUGAGGAAGGGCUGCGACUUUGACGUGUUUGCCGUGGUUACUAACAACACGCAAAGCGACAAGAAAUGCCGCCUGGUCUUUGGAUCCUGCGCUGUUACCUACAAUGGGUUCCUGGGAGGGAACUGUGGCUUUAAAGAUCUGCUCAAUGUAGAACUCGCACCAGGAGCAGAGAGGCGGGUUCCACUGAGGUUGAACUACUCUAAGUACGGUGGCCUAGUCACUGAGGACAACUUAAUCCGGCUGGCAGCUCUGUUGUUGGACUACACCACCAAAGAGACAAUACUGACAGUGAGAAACAUUGUGCUGGACAAUCCUGAAAUCAAAGUCAGAAUCCUGGGUGAACCCAAGGAGAAUCGAAAACUGGCUGCAGAGAUCACCCUCCAAAACCCGCUGCCAGAGCCGCUGGAGAACUGCUGCUUCAGCAUCGAGGGGGCCAACCUCACCGGGGGAAACGUCAUCUCUGAGAGCCUGUCCUCCUCAGUGGGACCAGGGGAAGAUGCCAAGGUGAAAAUAUAUUUCACUCCCACCCAUUCUGGGCUGAGAAAGCUGGUGGUCGACUUCGACAGCAACAAGCUGUGUCACGUCAAGGGCUACAGAAACGUCAUUAUUGGAAAAUAGAGCUUUCCAGCCUUUACUGUCCAUUAGACAGCACUAUUCUCACUCUUUUUUAUUAGAACUGUUUAUUCCUCCACCAUUUUGCAAAGCAUUCUUUUGCACAGUUUUUAACAUAUAAAAUGUUUGUCUAUUCUUAUACUUUGCAAACUCAUUGUAUAUUUCUGAUUGCCACAUGUGAAUCUAUUUUUAUUCAGAGCCAAAAAAAUUUUAACGAGACAUGAGAACUUUUUGUACUCAUUAAGGCGAAUUAAAUAUGUGCAUGCAAAAGUUUUAAAGAGAAUCUGAACUAUUUCUUCUCAUGCUCUGAAGUGAUGAGUAGUAUUUUAAGUACCAUGUACUAUUUUUAGACUUUCGAGGUGCUACAAUUAAGAGAGCUGUUACACAUGUCUCAUUAUUUUGUAAUAUUAUUUCAACCAGCCACACUGCCGUCACACAAUCUUUGAUGCUGUUUGACAAAUGACUGAGAGCCUGAAUGCAAUGUGUGGGUUUUUUUUUUAUUUUCAACAAUCUGUAUUUUUUGCACAUUCUCCCUACAGAAAAACUAAUGAAGCAUCUGGACACAAGAUCAUUUAAUAACCCUGCAGUGCCACUGCAAUGCAAGGUGUUUUUCUUUAAAGAGCUUAAUAAACCCCUCUCCUGUCCAGUAUAGAUCCUUCACCACUGAUCAUACUCACUGAGACGAAACCUAAUCUAGGUUAUAUAAUAUUGCAUGUAUUUUCAUUUUUCUGCCAAGUAGAUCAAUAAAUCUUUCCUCCCUGUGCUCUA
Messenger RNA from Seriola dumerili (greater amberjack), 2881 nucleotides. RefSeq names its product protein-glutamine gamma-glutamyltransferase 2-like (gene tgm2b). NCBI's taxonomy places the organism in Eukaryota, Metazoa, Chordata, Actinopteri, Carangiformes, Carangidae. Gene Ontology annotation, biological process: peptide cross-linking. The transcript is spliced from 13 exons. Gene Ontology annotation, molecular function: protein-glutamine gamma-glutamyltransferase activity. The record is from RefSeq and is a predicted model, not a curated record. The coding region runs from base 83 to 2119 and encodes 678 amino acids.